This is a messenger RNA of Symsagittifera roscoffensis, 3831 nucleotides long. RefSeq names its product protein phosphatase 3 catalytic subunit alpha-like. The record is from RefSeq and is a predicted model, not a curated record. Gene Ontology annotation, molecular function: calmodulin-dependent protein phosphatase activity; calmodulin binding. Gene Ontology annotation, cellular component: calcineurin complex; cytoplasm. The coding region runs from base 148 to 1698 and encodes 516 amino acids. Lineage: Eukaryota; Metazoa; Xenacoelomorpha; Acoela; Convolutidae. The transcript has 14 exons. Gene Ontology annotation, biological process: calcineurin-mediated signaling.
CCAAAUAUUGAAAUUCGAUUUUAAACACUCAUUCCCUUAAUUCCUAGAAUUAUAAUAAUGGAGUCGUUUUAUUUAUUAAGAAUGUCAAAUUUAUGAAUUAAAAUUUAUUCUAUCGUUAACCAAAUGAAGGAUUGAUUGCAAUUGUUAAUGAAAGAUCCAAUAAUGACGACUGCUACAACGGACACUGCGAAACUGUCGACUACGGACCGGAUCGUUAAAGGCGUUCCGUAUCCACCGUUGAAACGACUGGACAUGAAAGACGUGUUCGACGAGAAAGACAAACCGAAGCCGGAUGUACUCAAGCCCCACUUCAUCGCUGAGGGCAGAGUGACAGAGGAAGUAGCCUUACGAAUCAUCAACGAAGGUGCUGCGCUGCUCAGAGCCGAGAAGACCAUGAUUGAAAUAGAAGCUCCCGUCACAGUAUGUGGUGAUAUCCACGGACAAUUCUACGACCUAAUGAAGCUUUUUGAUGUGGGUGGACCCCCAGAGAAGACAAAGUACCUUUUUCUAGGCGAUUAUGUUGAUCGCGGUUAUUUUAGUAUAGAAUGUGUUUUGUACCUGUGGUCUCUCAAAAUUUUGUACCCCACAACUCUAUUUUUACUCAGAGGCAAUCACGAAUGUCGCCAUUUAACAGAGUACUUCACCUUCAAGCAAGAAUGUAAAAUCAAAUUCACAGAGGCUGUCUAUGACGCGUGUAUGGAGGCGUUUGACUGUUUACCUCUAUCAGCUUUGAUGAACGGCCAGUUCCUGUGCGUGCAUGGAGGCUUAUCACCAGAAAUCCACACCCUCGACGAUAUCAGAAAGUUGGACCGCUUCAAGGAGCCUCCUGCAUUCGGCCCGAUGUGCGACCUUCUUUGGUCAGAUCCCCUAGAAGACUUCGGAAACGAGAAAACCUCUGAACACUUCACACAUAACUCAGUGCGAGGAUGCUCCUAUUUUUACAGUUAUAGCGCGACAUGCGAGUUCCUUCAGAACAACAACCUGCUAUCAAUCAUCCGUGCUCACGAGGCCCAGGAUGCAGGGUACCGUAUGUACAGAAAGAGUCAGCUGACUGGCUUCCCCUCCCUAAUCACCAUCUUCUCCGCCCCUAACUACCUGGACGUGUACAACAACAAGGCGGCCAUACUCAAGUACGAGAACAACGUCAUGAACAUCCGCCAGUUCAACUGCUCCCCCCACCCCUACUGGCUGCCCAACUUCAUGGACGUCUUCACCUGGUCCCUUCCAUUCGUCGGAGAAAAAGUGACUGAGAUGCUGGUCAACGUGCUCAACAUCUGCUCAGACGACGAACUCAUAGCCGAAGGAGAAGAUGGCACAGAUUCCACUGCACAAUUAGUAGCCGGAAAACUGACGUCAUCAUCCAAAUCUGAAGCCAGCCAGGUGGCUCAGCGGAAAGAGGUGAUCAGGAACAAGAUCCGUGCAAUCGGCAAAAUGGCCAGAGUCUUCACUGUCCUCAGGGAAGAGAGUGAGAAAGUAGUGGCCUUGAAAGGUCUCACUCCCACGGGCAUGUUGCCCAUCGGGGUGCUCUCAGGGGGCACUCGCUCCUUAGAUGAUGCGUUAAUUGGAUUUGAUCCAACUCGGAAAAUUGCGGGCUUUGAGGAGGCGAAAGAGUUAGACAAGGUCAACGAGCGGAUGCCGCCCAGGAAAGAUUCGAACAACCUAAACAACUCAGCCGCGGGAGGGAACAAACCCUACUGACCUCAAAAAGCUAAUGGGAUCAAGACGAGGACGUCAAUAAAAGAAGAAGACAAUAAAUGAAAUGGAAACGCUAUCUGAAUAACCAUCCAACAAAAAACAUCAGCACAACUCGAAAACAGCAAUGCAUCAUCUGCUUUAUUAUAAAGAAGGCACACAAAGAAGACUAAACGUUGAGAUGUUCAUACAACACAUCUAUCUGAAAUCUUUCACCAUAACUAUCCCCUAAAACAAGCAUCAAAAGUGGCGUUGAUUAGUUUUCGAUCCCUUGUUUCCCCAAUUGCAGGAAUAGGAAACAGCUUAUUAUCUCUUACCAUUUUUACAAAGCAGUCGCUGAUGGAACCUGGUGGCGACAGCAAGCGCUAAUUUCUUCCUUAUUUAAAUUUCCUAUUUCGAAGAAAAUUAUUAGCUUGUUUAGCUUUUCUCUAUAGCUGGGCAACUUAUUCUACUUUUUUCGGGUUGCUUUUAUUUCAAACUGAAUUCACGAAAUCAAACAUUCUCAUUCCAAUUUUUGUGCUCUUCGCAACAAUUCAGUUUCAUGGCUCAUACGUAUUUCCCCCUGGAAGUCACUCUUCAGUUACAUUGAUUAUUUCGCGCACAACGAAAACAACAGAUAUUGGAAAUGACCUUUUCUUUGUUCAUCUUAAUGUUUUAGUUAGUAAAAAAACUGUGGCUCGGCUGUCCUUAAUAUAUACAGAAUAUAAAUUAUCCAAUUGAAUGCAUUCAAAUUCACAUCGGAAAGCUUAAUUAAUCGUUUAUUACUUGUAAAUAAAAGCUUGGCUCGUUUGAAAAAUAUGAUAAAUUAAGUUGAGCGAGGAAAACGCGUUGAAGGGAAUUGCAGCAGUAAAAUGAAGUGAAGCCCGUCAACGUCCUUGAUUGCGUGGCGAGAUCAUUUGAGGAGGGAGUCAUUAUUUGCGGAUUAGCGUACAUCGCCUAUGUUGGACGACGUUGUUAUAGCGUAGUACCACCUCACACGGUAUCGCUGCUUGAAAGAUAAGAAGUCAACCUAGAGGCUAGUAUUGCGUGAAACAACAAAGUCUUCAGGCAUAGUAAGGGAUGCCAUUUUAUGGGCCUAGUUCGCUCCUUUCUCCCAACUAGAACAUCUUACCAUUAAAACGGACGUUUUUGUCGGAAUUAUUUUGAUUUGCAGCUCCGAUGAGGUAUUAGUCCUCAAAUCUGCAGAGUACAUUUUAUGAGACGGUUGCUUUUAGAAUACAUGGAGGUGCGUUUGUUUUUUACUUUGCUUUGCUCCUUUAUUUUUAUAUGAUCACUUAAUGUUCACCCCGAUUGAUUUGAUUCUAUCUUCACCCGGCGGGCGGGCGGGCGGGAGACUGAGCCAGCAGCUGUUAAGGGGGCAGGCUUCUCCUCUCCUCGCAUCAGUCGGGUGUCUUAAGCUACUCCUAGCUUCUAUUCUGCCAAUGAAGGAAACUGGGAAAAACUCGUGGCCGUCGUUAUUAAAUGUUUCUUUUUUACCUACACAAACUUGACCUGACCCAAUCUCAAUAAAUAGUGAGAAGAGUGUUUAGAUGAGCAACAAAAGAGAUGUUAUUAUCUCUCCUAUUCUAAUCUAUCUAUGUAUUUCUAUCAUUUUCAACUCGACCCAGUUAUGCAACCCAAUGUCUUUGAUAUGCUAGAUGUUUUCGUUUUUUCCUGUCAACCUUUUCCUUGAAACAAUUGAACAAAUUACUAAUUUUUUGGAUGAAACCUGGAGAAUGCUGUCGCGUCUGUUUUGUUUUGUUUUUAUUUCUCGAGUUUAAUGACGGACGGUGCAGCACCUCAUUUGGUGUCUAGUGUUAGACGAGCAGAUGGAAUGAAAAGAAUUUAAUCAAUCACCCUGCCAGUUUCUCUAUACGCGUACACCCUCAUGAAAAAACAACCGAACUUAGAAAAAACAACGGAAUGAAAAGACUACUUCAAACAACUCCUGAAAUACUCCAGUUAUUAAUCAAUCAGGAUGAAUAUUACAAAUUGUCCAAUAAGCAUAAUAUUGUUUUUGUUUAUUAUCACAAUUUAAUAAAUAGAGAAAUAUCUUUCCAUGUAAAUUUUGUAUCAAUGAAUUUAAUAAUAAAUGUUUCAGCUGCCGCUCGCCGCUACAAUUUAUGGUUGUCUUUGAUCGAAUUCAAUUUUUAUGAUAAA